Molecule: messenger RNA, 2095 nt
Organism: Manis javanica (Malayan pangolin)
Lineage: Eukaryota; Metazoa; Chordata; Mammalia; Pholidota; Manidae
Gene: CFI
Product: complement factor I
Biological process (GO): proteolysis
Cellular component (GO): membrane
Molecular function (GO): serine-type endopeptidase activity; protein binding
Source: RefSeq, a predicted model, not a curated record
UACAAAGCUCUUUAGGAGACUUUCUCUUUUUAAAUAUUUUUUCAGAGGUUAAAAAUUAAAUUUCAAAAGAAUAUCUGGGGGCGGAGAAGAGUCCACAGUAGAGACACAAACCCUGAAUGUCUACAACAUGAAGCUUGCCCGUGUUAUUCUGUUACUUUUAUGCUUCUACUUAAGUCUUUGCAAGGAUCAAGGUGAAAAACAAAAAAAGAAGCUGCAGAAGAAGACAGAGUUCACUUUGACAUCAGACCUCUCCGGAGAGAAUCUGGUGGAGAAAAAGUGCUUAGCUGAAAAAUACACACAUCUCUCCUGCAAUAAAGUCUUCUGCCAACCAUGGCAGAAAUGCAUCGAUGGGAUCUGUAUGUGUAAACUCCCUUAUCAGUGCCCAAAGAAUGGCACCAUGGUGUGUUCAACUAACAGGAGAACCUACCCAACUUACUGUCAGCAAAAGAGUUUUGAAUGUCUUCGUCCAGAGGCAAAGUUUUUAAAUUCUGGAGAAUGCACAUCUGAAGGACAAUUUACUGUUUCCUUGAAGUAUGGAAAUACAGAGUCUGAGGGAAUUGUUGAAGUAAAACUUGUAGACCAAGAUAAGAAAAUGUUCAUAUGUAGAAAAAGCUGGAGCAUGACUCAGGCCAACGUGGCCUGCCUUGACCUUGGAUUUCAACAGGGUGCUCGUCAUACUAAAGGAAAGUUUAAUAUUCCUGGAGAUCUCCGUAUGAAUUCCACUGAAUGUCUGAAUGUGCAUUGUCGAGGAUUAGAGACCAGUUUAGCUGAAUGUACUUUUACCAGUGCCCCAGCUCACAGUUACCAGGGUUUAGCUGGUGUGGUAUGUUACACGCCAAAUGCAGUUGCUCCAACAGAUGAUGAUGCCUUUCAUUGUGUGAAUGGGAAACACAUUCCUCAAAAGAAGGCCUGUGAUGGUAUCAAUGAUUGUGGAGACCAAAGUGACGAGCUGUGCUGUAAAGGAUGCCAAGGCAAAAGUUUCUUUUGCAAAUCAGGUGUUUGCAUUCCAAACCAGUAUAAGUGCAACGGUGAGGUGGACUGCAUUACAGGAGAAGAUGAAAUUGGUUGUGAAAAUAAUUUAAAAGGAGCUGGACCUCCUGAAAAUGAAGGCCUUUUACGUGCAAAUCAAGAAGAAACUGAAAUUUUGACUGCUGAUAUGGAUGCAGAAAGAAAAUGGAUGAAGUCUUUUCUCCCUAAACUCUCCUGUGGAGUUAAAAACAGCACGCACAUUCGAAGGAAACGAGUCGUAGGCGGAAAGCCAGCACAAGUGGGAGACUUCCCAUGGCAGGUGGCAAUUAAGGAGGGUGACAAAAUCAACUGUGGAGGAAUUUAUAUUGGUGCCUGUUGGGUUCUGACUGCUGCACACUGUGUCAGAACCAGUAAAAUGCACCGCUACCAAAUAUGGACAUCACUGCUAGACUGGUUAAGACCUAACUCUGAGUUAAUCAUUCAGUCGGCAAAACAAAUUAUUAUCCAUGAAAACUAUGAUGGAUCCACAUACCAAAAUGACAUAGCUUUGAUUGAACUAAGAGCACGCACAAACCAAAGACGAUGCUCACUGCCUCACUCCAUCCCUGCCUGUGUGCCCUGGUCUCCAUAUCUAUUUGGACCUAAUGAUAAAUGCAUCGUUUCUGGCUGGGGUCGAGAAAAAGAUAACCAAAAAGUCUAUUCACUUAAAUGGGGUGAAGUUCACCUAAUAGACAACUGCUCUAGGUUUUACCCAGGUCGCUACUUUGAAAAAGAAAUGGAAUGUGCAGGUACAGUUGAUGGUUCCAUCGAUGCCUGUAAAGGAGACUCUGGAGGCCCUUUAGUCUGUACGGAUGUCAACAAUGUGACCUAUGUUUGGGGUGUUGUCAGUUGGGGUGAAAACUGUGGAAAACCGGAGUUCCCAGGUGUCUAUACAAAAGUGGCCAAUUAUUUUGACUGGAUCAGCCAUCAUGUGGGAAGGUCUCUUAUUUCUCAGCACAAUGUAUAAAAUUGUAAUUGCUCUCUUCUUUCUAUUCUUUUAAGAAUUCCAUUUUAAUCGAAAUACUGCAUAAUUAGCACUUCUGUAGGGAAAGAAAAUAAAGCAAAUUUUAUUGGACAUUUUUAAAUC